Messenger RNA from Yarrowia lipolytica CLIB122, 351 nucleotides. The record is from RefSeq and is a predicted model, not a curated record. NCBI's taxonomy places the organism in Eukaryota, Fungi, Ascomycota, Dipodascomycetes, Dipodascales.
AUGCUUGCUCAGAGAUGUGGGAGUCUUCUACCUUGUCAAGUGCGACAGAAACGGCCCCGACUGGCUCAGUGUAUGUCUGCAGUUUUACAACGACAACGAAAGACACUGAUAUAUCAAUCCGGAGUACUGGUGUCGAGGAGGAAACUAACGGGUGCUGCCAGUUUCGCCAUUGACCGCACCGACUCAGCUCACCGACCAGAUGGGGAACGGCCCACUUUCUCACCAAACAGACCUUGGUUCUCGCAUCAGGGAACCGCAGGCUCGGAUUUCAAGGCGCAGAGUGAAGAUGAGAGACUAUGGAAGUCCACAAAACAGUUUUGCAGGGAGUAUAGCGUCUCUUUCGUGCAAUGA